GCUUCAGUCAGACUGAGGCUGGAUGGAAACUAACGGAGCGUCACAGAAAACAUUCAGAUGUUAAACUGAAUGUUUUCUGUUCACUUCCUGUUCUGAGAUUUAAUCCUCUGGAUGUGAACAUGAUGGAGGCUCCUCACAGCAGCGUGAACAGUCCCAGUGUGGAGCUGAAGAGUCUGCAGCUGUGUGACAGGGAAGCCACAGAGUCUGCAGACUGCGACCUCAGGGACGACGAGCUGCCUGUUCCUCAGCAGACCCGGAUCAGCAGCAUCACCUGCGACUCCUUCAGGAUCAGCUGGGACAUGGAGCGUCGAGGUCGAGAGAAGAUCACGCACUACUUCAUCGACCUCAACAAGAAGGAGAACAAGAAGGAGAACAAGUUCAAACACAAGGACGUGCCGACGAAGCUGGUGGCGAAGGCGGUUCCCCUGCCGAUGACAGUGAGAGGUCAUUGGUUCCUGAGUCCUCGCACCGAGUACACUGUAUCCGUUCAGACCGCCGCCAAACAGCCGGACGGAGACUACGCCGUUUCUCCGUGGAGCGAGAUCAUCGAGUUCUGCACCGCAGAUUAUUCCACCGUCCAUCUGAACCAGCUGCUGCAGAAAGCCGAAGCGAUUGCUGGCCGGUUGCUGCCGUUCACCGUCUUCUACAGAAACCAACAGAAGGAGUACUUCCAACAGGACAGCCCGUCUUAUCGCUCCAGAGAUGCUCAGUGCUGCCGCAUGCUGCCGUCGGUUAAAGACAACAGCGGCAGCCACGGGUCGCCCAUCAGCGGUAAACUGGAGGGGGUCUUCUUCAGCUGCAACACCGAGUUCAACACAGGGAAACCCCCCCAGGACUCCCCAUACGGACCCUACCGCUUCCAGAUCCAAGCAGACGUCCUCUUCAACCAGAACACCAACGUCUACUUUGGGGACUUCUACUGCAUGUACACGUCCUACCACUACGUCACCCUGGUCCUGGCUCCUGCCGGCUCCGCCGGAGACGCCUUCUGCAAAGGAAGGCUGCCGGCGCUGGACAGAUCCAACAAUUGCUUCCUGCACUGCACGGAGGACGAUGACGGCUCACUCUCUUUCCGUCACGCGCAGGACGUCAUCCUGGAGGUGAUCUACACGGAGCCGGUGGAUCUGUCUUUGGGGACGGUCGCACGCAUCAGUGGGCAACAGCUCCUGAGUCAGUCCACCGUGAACGCCAAGAAAGACCCCAGCUGCAAGAUCUGCAACAUCAGUGUGGGACGUUAGCCGGAUGAUUCGACCGGACGACGAGCUAACAACUGACGUGGAACAACCGGCUAGCUAAGUGCUACCAAUUUCCUAGCUCGCAGGAAAACCAUUUAAUAAAACACUAAAUCCACUUUUUAAAAUUGUAUCCUCACUGUGUAUUGGUACAUAACAUUAACAUAGUAAGAUAUAUAAAAAAUGAAAGCAAGUAUUGCAAAAAUCAAGAAACAAAUAUUGAAAAUAUAUUCAAUAUAUCUGUUUGUUUUGUGCAGCAAUGUACAAAAUUAUCCAAGAAAUGUGCAAAUGUUCACAUUACUUUACAGUAUUAUUCCUUCUUUUGAUUCUGCGAUUAUAAAUCUUCCUGGUUAUUCAGAAUUCAGAGAACCAUAGUUACAUAUUUAACUUUAAAGAUAUUACAGCUCUUUUGUGAAACCAGUCUGUUUAAAAUAAAUGGGCGUAGUCAUCGUGAUGUCACCCAUUGGUUUGUGGACAUCUUGUUUUUUGGAACCAGAAGUGACCAUAUUUGGAUGAGAGGGUGGAGCUGAGGAAGAGCGAGGCCCGGCGAAGGCAGAUACCGUUACCACAACAAACGCUAAUUCAGCGGCUGACUCAAGUGGUAGAGCUAGCUAGCUUGAUUAGCAAGAUGCAUCCGUAAUAUCAUAUUAACUGUUAUAUUAAUUGCGAUGCUAAUUGAGUCUAGCGGAAAACAUGUCUUUUAAUAAAACCGAACGCUGAAUAACA
Molecule: messenger RNA, 1958 nt
Organism: Cottoperca gobio
Lineage: Eukaryota; Metazoa; Chordata; Actinopteri; Perciformes; Bovichtidae
Product: phytanoyl-CoA hydroxylase-interacting protein-like
Exons: 6
Coding region: 120-1238 (372 amino acids)
Cellular component (GO): cytoplasm
Molecular function (GO): protein binding
Source: RefSeq, a predicted model, not a curated record